This is a messenger RNA of Beta vulgaris subsp. vulgaris (sugar beet), 4865 nucleotides long. RefSeq names its product ABC transporter G family member 36. Gene Ontology annotation, cellular component: membrane. Gene Ontology annotation, molecular function: ATP binding; ATP hydrolysis activity; ABC-type transporter activity. The transcript is spliced from 22 exons. NCBI's taxonomy places the organism in Eukaryota, Viridiplantae, Streptophyta, Magnoliopsida, Caryophyllales, Amaranthaceae. The record is from RefSeq and is a predicted model, not a curated record. The coding region runs from base 182 to 4609 and encodes 1475 amino acids.
CCUGACACCUUAAAUUAACAAAGAAAGAAAGAAAAACAUUCCUCUUUUCCUCUGAGCAAGUAAACACAAAAGAGUAAAUAGUCUCAAUAUUUAUUUGUCAUACAUGAAUUAAAAACUCUCCUAUUUUUCCCUCUGUUUUUCCCUGCUUCCAAACAGGACACUAAUCACAAACUGAAAGAAAAUGGAAGGAAAUAAUAGAAGUUGGGGAAGAAAUUUGAGCAAAAGUUUAAGCAGAAAUGUAAGUUCAAGUUGGGGUGUAGAAGAUGUUUUUAGCAGCCAAACAAGGCGCAGUGUAAGAGCACAUGAAGAAGAUGAAGAAGCUUUAAGAUGGGCUGCCUUAGAAAAACUUCCCACUUAUAGUAGAUUAAGGACAAGUGUCCUUAAAUCUUAUGCUGAAAGUCAAAACCAAAGUAAAAUUUUGCACAAGGAAGUUGAUGUUAGGAAGCUUGAUGUCAAUGAUAGAAUUGAGUUCAUUGAUAGGCUUUUCAGAGUUGCUGAGGAAGAUAAUGAAAAGUUUCUCACUAAACUUAGAGACAGAAUUGAUAAGGUAGGGAUUCGGUUACCAACUGUUGAAGUAAGAUUCGAGCACCUUACGAUUGAAGCAGAUUGUUAUGUCGGUAACAGAGCUCUUCCAACUCUACCAAACGCAGCUAGAAAUUUCGCAGAAGGAAUAUUGAGUAUGAUUGGUAUUAGACUAGCUGAGAAGAAAAAGCUUACUAUCCUCAACGAUAUAUCAGGCAUUGUCAAACCAUCAAGGAUGUGCUUAUUGUUAGGCCCACCAUCUUCAGGAAAGACCACUCUCUUGUUAGCCUUCGCUGGAAAGUUGGACCCCUCAUUAAAGGUGAAGGGUGAAGUGACCUACAAUGGACAUAGGUUAGAUGAAUUUGUACCUCAAAAAACAUCAGCUUACAUUAGCCAAAAUGACGUUCACAUUGGAUCUAUGACUGUCAAAGAGACGUUGGAUUUCUCAGCACGUUGCCAAGGAGUUGGUUCUCGCUUUGAGCUCCUAGCUGAACUUGCAAGGAGAGAAAAAGAGCAUGGUUUAAAGCCUGACCCAGAAGUUGACCUUUUCAUGAAGGCAACUGCAAUGGAGGGAGUUGAAAGCAAUCUCAUUGUGGACUACACCCUUAAGAUAUUAGGAUUGGAUAUAUGCCGUGACACUCUUGUUGGAGAUGAAAUGCAACGUGGUAUCUCUGGUGGACAAAAGAAACGUGUCACAACAGGUGAAAUGAUAGUGGGUCCAACAAAGACACUAUUCAUGGACGAAAUAUCGACUGGGCUGGACAGUUCUACGACUUUUCAAAUAGUGAAGUGUUUGCAACAAAUAGCCCAUCUAAAUGAUUCAACCAUCUUAAUGUCUCUACUUCAGCCUGCUCCUGAGACGUUUGAUCUCUUUGAUGAUAUCAUUUUACUAUCAGAAGGCCAGAUUGUAUACCAAGGCCCAAGAGAACAUGUUGUUGAGUUCUUUGAAACUUGUGGCUUCCUUUGCCCUGAAAGAAAGGGUACUGCUGAUUUUCUUCAAGAGGUUACUUCAAAAAAGGACCAAGAACAGUAUUGGGCCGAUAGGAGCAAGCCCUACAAGUACAUACCAGUAUCCGAGUUUGUGGCCCGAUUUAAGCGGUUCCAUGUUGGGCUAAGACAAGAUAAUGAGCUUUCAGUUCCAUAUGAUAAGGCCCAAUCUCACAAAGCAGCUUUGAUAUAUGAAAGAUACUCAGUCCCAUACAAAGAACUCCUUAAGGCAUCCUUUGACAAGGAAUGGAUGCUCAUCAAGAGGAACCCUUUUGUGUACAUCUUCAAAGCUAUACAAAUCAUGAUCGUCGCGAUCAUCACAUCAACGGUGUUUAUAAGAACAAAGAUGCAUACUAGGAAUGAAGGAGAUGGAGCUCUCUACAUGGGAGCUUUGAUCUUCACUCUUAUUAUUAACAUGUUUAAUGGUUUUGCUGAGAUGGCUAUGAUCAUGCAAAGACUUCCUGUGUUCUAUAAGCAUAGGGAUCUUCUUUUUCACCCUGCUUGGACUUUCACAUUACCGAGUUUCUUACUUGGUAUCCCGAUAUCGAUCUUUGAAUCAAUUGUUUGGACCUCUAUGACCUACUAUUCCAUUGGAUUUGCACCUGAAGCUAGCAGAUACUUCAAGCAACUUCUACUGGUAUUCCUGAUCCAACAAAUGGCUGCUGGAAUGUUUCGUCUUACAGCCGGUUUGUGUCGAACUAUGAUCAUUGCAAAUACCGGAGGAGCUCUAAGUGUGCUUCUUAUGUUCAUGCUUGGAGGUUUUAUCCUUCCUAAAGAUCAAAUACCCAAUUGGUUGGAAUGGGGAUAUUGGGUGUCACCUUUGUCAUAUGCAUUCAACGCUCUUGCUGUAAAUGAGAUGUUUGCUCCUCGUUGGAUGAACAAGCUGGCUUCAGAUGGCCAAACUCCUUUAGGUGUACAAGUGUUGAAGAAUUUCAGUGUCUUUCCACACAGAUAUUGGUAUUGGAUAGGAGCAGCAAGUCUUGUUGGAUUUAUAUGUUUUUGCAAUCUUGGUUUCACUGUUGCACUUACCUACCUUAACCCUCUUGGAAAGCCACAAGCAAUAAUCCCCAAAGACGAUGAAGAUGACAUGGAAGAUGACCAAAUACAUAAUAGGUCUAAGAAAAAUUUAUUCUCUGCUGAUGGAAACAAUACAAGGGAGAUGGCACUUCGAAGAAUAAUGAGUCGGUCCAAUCCUAAUGGAUUAAGCAGAAAUGAUGAUGUAUCUUUAGAGGCAACAAAUGGGGUUGAACCUAAAAGAGGGAUGGUUCUCCCUUUUACUCCACUUGCUAUGUCCUUUGAUGAAGUGAACUACUUUGUUGAUAUGCCUCCGGAAAUGAAGGAACAAGGUGUACCAGAAGAUAGGCUACAACUCCUUCGAGAAGUUACUGGCGCAUUCAGACCAGGAGUUUUAACUGCUCUAAUGGGGGUUAGUGGAGCUGGAAAGACAACUUUGAUGGAUGUUCUAGCUGGAAGAAAGACAGGAGGUUACAUUGAAGGCGAUAUUAGAAUUUCCGGUUUUCCCAAGAUACAAGAAACUUUUGCUAGAGUAUCAGGUUAUUGUGAACAAACUGAUAUCCAUUCUCCUCAAGUCACGGUUAAAGAGUCUUUAUUAUACUCAGCGUUCCUCAGGCUCCCUAAAGAAGUCUCUACAGAAGAAAAACUCAUUUUUGUUGACGAAGUAAUGGAAUUAGUAGAGCUUGAUAGCCUCAAGGAUGCAUUGGUAGGGUUACCAGGAAUAACAGGGUUAUCAACAGAACAAAGAAAGCGGUUGACGAUUGCAGUAGAACUUGUUGCUAAUCCCUCAAUCAUUUUCAUGGACGAGCCAACUUCAGGUCUUGAUGCUCGAGCGGCAGCCAUUGUCAUGAGGACAGUAAGAAACACUGUAGAUACUGGAAGAACUGUGGUUUGCACAAUUCACCAACCUAGUAUUGAUAUCUUUGAAGCUUUUGAUGAGCUACUUUUAAUGAAAAGAGGAGGACAAGUAAUCUACUCAGGGCCAUUAGGUCGAAAUUCACACAAAGUAGUCGAGUACUUUGAGGCGAUUCAUGGAGUUCAGAAAAUCAAAGAUAAGUACAACCCUGCAACAUGGAUGUUAGAAGUGAGCUCAAUUGCAGCCGAAGUGAGGCUAAACAUGGACUUUGCUGAGUACUAUAAGUCAUCAUCGCUUCACCAAAGAAAUAAGGCAUUGGUAAAGGAACUAAGUAUACCACCAAGUGGAGCAAAAGACUUAUACUUCACUAGUCAAUAUGCUCAAUCAACAUGGGGACAAUUCAAAUCAUGCCUUUGGAAACAAUGGAUGACUUAUUGGAGAAGUCCCAGCUAUAAUCUUGUUAGAUACUUUUUCACCUUGGCUGCUGCUCUUAUUGUUGGAGCUAUCUUUUGGAAAGUUGGUACCAAUUUGGAUAAUGCAAAUAGUCUAACCAUAGUCAUCGGAGCCAUGUAUGCUGCUGUACUCUUUGUUGGAAUCUGUAAUUGUGGAACAGUUCAGCCGGUGGUUGCUGUUGAAAGAACAGUUUUCUAUAGAGAAAGAGCUGCAGGAAUGUACUCUGCAAUGCCAUACGCCAUUUCGCAGGUUGUUGUUGAAAUACCUUAUAUAUUCGUGCAAGCGGCAUAUUAUUCACUCAUAGUGUAUGCUAUGGUGAGCUUCCAAUGGACUGCAGGAAAAUUCUUCUGGUUCUUCUUUAUCACGUUGUUCUCGUUCCUUUACUUCACUUACUAUGGUAUGAUGACUGUCUCCCUCACACCAAAUCACCAAGUUGCUUCCGUCUUUGCUGCUGCUUUCUAUGCCCUCUUCAACCUCUUUUCCGGGUUCUUCAUCCCUAGACCGAGAAUACCAAAAUGGUGGAUAUGGUACUACUGGAUCUGCCCUGUGGCAUGGACUGUUUACGGGUUGAUAGUGUCACAAUACGGCGAUCUAACACAAACGAUCAAAGGCACUGGAAUGACACCUGAUCCUAUGAUUAAGCAAUACAUACAAGUUCAUUUUGGGUAUGAGCCUGAUUUUAUGGGUCCAGUAGCUGUGGUCUUGGUUGGUUUUACGGUCUUCUUCGCCUUCUUGUAUGCCUAUUGCAUUAGAACACUCAACUUCCAAAUGAGGUAGAAACUAGAAAGUAGUCAGUAAACAUGUAAUAAAAAAGUUUUACUAUUAGGUUAAUUACAUUUUGAAGAGAAAGUUGUAAAUAUGAGAAGCAAUUGUGAUAUUGAUUAGCUUAUACUUUGAAAUUGUGCAUGUAUUAGGAGAUAUAAAUAUGUAUAUAUCUCCCACUAGUAUGAUCAUCUAAUUACUAGUAAUGCAUUAUGUAAUGUGAAAUUGUAUAUGAUUAUUUUUAUAUAUAAAUCUAAUUUUUGGUGCAUAA